Molecule: messenger RNA, 1473 nt
Organism: Entamoeba dispar SAW760
Lineage: Eukaryota; Evosea; Mastigamoebida; Endamoebidae
Product: Rho/RAC guanine nucleotide exchange factor, putative
Exons: 1
Coding region: 1-1473 (490 amino acids)
Molecular function (GO): metal ion binding; guanyl-nucleotide exchange factor activity
Source: RefSeq, a predicted model, not a curated record
AUGAGAUGCAGUACUAUAGCCGAUCCUAAAGAAAGUGCUCAUAGAAAACAUAUUGUGGAUGAAAUUUAUGCUACAGAAGAGUCUUAUGUUAAUUCAUUAGAACAAUGUAUUACUUCAUAUCAACAACCAUUACUAGCUGAUAACCCACCAGUCAUAGAUGGAAGUGAUGUUAUGACAAUGUUUUUACACUUUCAAGAAAUUAUUGCAGUUAAUUCAAUGUUGAUGGAAAAAUUAAAAGAAUUUAAAAAACGAGGAACAUUGUAUACUAAUACUGGAGGUGCUUUUAUUAAAUUUGUUCCAUUCCUUAAGUCAUACACACAAUAUGCAACAAAUCAAGAUAAUUGUCUUCAGGUUUUAAAAAGACUUGACCAUGAUCCAAGAUGUGCUAAAAGACUUGAAGAAUUAAGAAUUAACAUUAAAACAACAAAUCAACUUGAUUUAAGAAGUUAUCUUAUUAUGCCAGUUCAACGAUUACCUCGAUAUGUUUUAUUAUUUACUGAUUUAAUUAAACAUACUCCUGAAAAGUUUCCAGAUUAUUCAAGGCUAAUUAAAGUUUCAUCAGAAAUUCAAAAAGUUACAGUGCUGGUUAACCAAUUCAUUGUACAGGGUGAGAAAUUAAGAAAAUUAGUUGAAAUAUCAAAUACUAUCGAUUUCCCAGGAGGGGAUCUUACUGUUGGAAGAAAAUUAAUUAGAGAUGGUAUUUUAAAUAAACAAUGUCGUAAAGCCCCAAAACCAAGAUAUUUUGUUCUUUGUACUGAUAUCUUGUUUUAUACUCUACCAAAAAAAAGAGAGGUUAAUGUUAUUGUUAAGCUUGUUGAAGCUGAUCUUAGAGAUAAUGAUUCAUUAAGGUUUGAUAUAUUCUCCCCUGAAAAAUCGUUUAGCAUUAUUGCUGCUAAUGAACAAGAGAAAAGUGAUUGGGUAAAAGAUUUAAAAGAUGCUAUUGAUAAAUGUAAAUCUAAUUCUGUUCUAUUAAAAACACCUAGAGAUAGGAAAACAGAACAUAAGUUAGUGAUGAGACCAGUAUUUGUUCCAGAUGAUCAAGUCAAAGAAUGUAUGUCUUGUAAAAAGGAAUUUGGUGUUGUAAGAAGAAAACAUCAUUGUAGAUUUUGUGGAAGUUGUAUUUGUUCUGAUUGUAGUAGAAAUAAAGUAAAGAAUGGAAAUAGUUAUGAACGAACAUGUGAUAGUUGUUUCAAGAAAAUGUGUAUUGAAAAUAAAGAUAUUAUUAGUACACAAGAAGAGUCAGAUUCUAUUGGAAGUGAAUUAAGUCCAAGAAGUCCACGAAUGUCUAAAUCUGAAAAGAAAGAAAAACAAGAUAAAAAGAAAGGAAAAAAGAGUGAUAGUGAUGAUAAUGAUUAUUCUCAACAAACAAAAAUUGUAUCUACCCCAAUUAUUUCUACUAAUCAAGAAAAUAAUAGAUCACCACAAUCAGUAAAAAGUUUAAAGGCAAUGUGGGAGGCUCAAGCAACUCAAUAA